This is a messenger RNA of Anoplophora glabripennis (Asian longhorned beetle), 1798 nucleotides long. RefSeq names its product sodium/potassium-transporting ATPase subunit beta-1. Bases 260 to 1234 code for a protein of 324 amino acids. Gene Ontology annotation, cellular component: sodium:potassium-exchanging ATPase complex. Gene Ontology annotation, biological process: potassium ion import across plasma membrane; intracellular sodium ion homeostasis; intracellular potassium ion homeostasis. Gene Ontology annotation, molecular function: ATPase activator activity. The record is from RefSeq and is a predicted model, not a curated record. The transcript has 6 exons. Lineage: Eukaryota; Metazoa; Arthropoda; Insecta; Coleoptera; Cerambycidae.
AAACAGCAGACGCGUGUCCAAUGCGUACAUCCAGCACGCUCUGUUUCGGUGUCGGUCGUCGCGUCGAAGUUUCGAGCCAGUUGAAGCACGAACUUCAAACUGAGCAGCGUUUCCAUUUCGCUCACCUUCUGGCCGCACGUCAACGGGAACGCGGUAACCUGUGCGGCGUGCACUAGUGCACAGUGAUAAUACGCCGGUUAGUAAGCAUAUCAAGUUAGGUCAGUCGCCGUUUGUGUGUAAUUUUAUUUUACUGGAGAGGAUGGCUAAGAACGACAAUGGUGUAGUGGAAUUUCAGUUUCAUAGACCGGAAAAUAGAACUAAAUGGGAAAACUUUCAGAGAGCUAUUUAUGAUCCGCAGUCUAAACAGUGCCUUGGACGGACUCCAAAGAAUUGGGGACAACUACUAUUAUUUUAUACAAUAUUCUACAUAGUUUUGGCGGCUUUGUUCGCAAUAUGCAUGCAGGCCCUAUUCGUCUCAUUGGACGACAAAGAACCAAGAUGGACAUUACAUAAGAGUUUGAUCGGUACGAAUCCUGGUCUCGGAUUUCGUCCCAUUUCAGCUGAAACGGAAGAGGGUUCUCUAAUUUGGUACAACCUUACGAAUCGCACCACCAGUGAGAAAUGGGUGAAACUGGUGGACAAAUUUUUAGAGCCAUACAAAUCAAGUCAGACUGGAGAUAAUUACGUUAACUGUGAUUUUAACCAGACUUUGGGACCAGAUAAGGUGUGCGUCGCUACCGUUGAACAGUUGGGCAAAUGCAACCCUGAACUAAAAUAUGGGUACAUUACCGCGUCCCCCUGUAUAUUUUUAAAACUGAACAGGAUUUAUGGAUGGGAACCACAAUUUUAUACCUCAGCUGUCGAAGGAAUGCCACCUGAUUUAGCUGAGCACAUCAAGAGCAGAAAUAAGUCCGAAAGGGAACAGAUAUGGGUUAGCUGCAAUGGUCUGGACGACAUAGACAGAGAAAAUAUUAAAGGCUUCAAUUAUUAUCCUCGUGGAUUCGCCGGGUACUAUUACCCUUAUAAGAACGUCCGGAAUUACUUAAGUCCAAUUAUCGCCGUCGAAAUACUCGAUGUAACACCAAAUAUCAUAGUCAGUAUAGAAUGCCGCGCUUGGGCAGGCAACAUCGAAUACAGAGGAGGAUCGUUGAAUCGAGCGGGUUCCAUAACCUUUGAAGUGCUGGUUGAUGCUGAAGGCCAGCAGUCGAAAAAUAACACUGCCACCCCCAUGUAAUAUUUUACAGAGCGUUGAAUAUAGGCGUAGUACUUAUUGUAAUUUUUAUCGUUUAAGUUUUUAGGUUGUGCAAACUUGUUCGUUUUGUCUCAGUGUCUAUAACUUAUUUAAUAAAUGUUUUUAGUUAGUUAAUGUGUAAAUAAAUUAAGGUUUUUAGAUGAAGUGGUGCUUUUUGCCUUAAAACAGUGUUAAAUUUGAAGAUGUCUGAUUCAUGUUUUCGCCAUCAAAAGCACUGCAGAUGUUUUAUGUUUUUAAAUUUAUAUCAGGAUUUUAUCGCAACUAACUUAUUGCAGUGGUGGUGCCACUAAGUUGAACACACGGUCUAAUAGGGUGUGAAAAUAAUGUACUUAAUUGAAAAGGCUAAUCGAAUACAUAAUUUAAACAAUUUCAAACAGAAAAUACAAAGUUCUUUUUCUGUAUUAGAGUGUAAUUUGGAACAAAAAUAAAAAUUUGAAAAAGUCAUAUACUCCAGAAUCGAAAUAAUCUCGAUUGUAACACAUACAGGGUGUUCCGAAAUUCAUACAACAAAAUUUGGUCACAUAUUCUUAAGACAAAUUUAGGGGA